CAGCCGGCUCCUCCCGCCUCGCCUCGCCUCUCGGCUGCCACCAGCCCGGCGCCCUAUAAAGCGCCAGCCGCGGCCGGCCCCGCAUCGGCCCCAUGGAGGAGCGCGCGGGCCCCGUCGAGCUGGAGAGCGAGAAAAAGGGGAAGAAGCGGCGGCGGGGGCGAAGCGCCGGCUCUGGCAUGUGAAUGAGGAGCAGAUUCUUCCCAGAGGAGAAAAGGAUGAACUUGGGCAGCCUUUCUGCUGCCCCUCCGGGUGGCUUUGCCCACUGGCCUGAGCCUCUGCCCUUAGCUAAGUGCCUUGGUGGCAGUGGGCAGGAGGAGCCCGGGGGGAGCUCUAUGCAGGAGAGUGGCUACCUGAGCCUGAAGGGCCCAAGCCCAGAGGAGUCUGACGCAGACCUGGGGUCGUGGAGCUCCUUGGAGCAGGACACCACCGAAACGCAGAUGAAGGUGGACUUCUUCCGCAAGCUGGGCUACUCCUCGGAGCAGAUCCUGGCCGUCCUCCAGAAGCACGGCCUGAACGCUGACACCAACACGGUCCUCGGGGAGCUGGUCAAGCAUGGGAUGACCACGGGGGAGAGGGACCCUACUGAUGCGCCCCAGGAUGCCCCCGAGGCACCGCUGGUCCCACGAGGGGGUGCAGCAAACCAGAGCCCCACACGUGCCACACCUCUGGAGGGAGAGGACGGAGAGAACUUGCGCCCCAUCGUCAUCGACGGGAGCAACGUGGCCAUGAGCCACGGGGACAAAGAUGUCUUCUCCUGCCAGGGCAUCUUUCUGGCGGUGAAGUGGUUCCUCGACCGAGGACACACAGACAUCACUGUCUUUGUGCCAUCCUGGAGGAAGGAGCAGCCGAGGCCUGACGUCCCAAUCACAGACCAGCACAUCCUCCGCGACCUUGAGGAGAAGAGGAUCCUUGUCUUCACGCCUUCCCGGCGCGUGGGGGGCAAGCGGGUGGUCUGCUACGAUGACCGCUUCAUUGUGAAGCUGGCCUACGAGUCGGACGGCAUCGUGGUCUCCAACGACGUCUACCGAGACCUGCAGGCGGAGCGGCCCGAGUGGAAGAAGUUCAUCGAGAAGCGUCUGCUGAUGUACUCGUUCGUCAAUGACAAGUUCAUGCUUCCCGAUGAUCCACUUGGGCGUCAUGGACCCAGCCUGGACAACUUUCUGAGGAAGAAGCCGGUGGUUCCUGAGCACAAGAAGCAGCAGUGCCCUUAUGGGAAGAAAUGCACCUACGGCGUCAAGUGCAAGUUCUACCACCCAGAGCGCCUCAACCAGCUGCAGCGCUCCGUGGCCGACGAGCUCCGCGCCAACGCCAGGCUGUCCCCAACUAGGGGCGUGCCAACAUCCAAGGAGGAGAGGGGGAGCCGGCGGCCCUCCCAGGUGGAAGCCUUGGGCUCCCUGCCCCCCGAGAGUGAGAAGACCCCCUUUCAGAAGGCUUCCAUGGACAAGAAAAGCUCCACCCACAAAGCCAAGCACGGGGAAGGCCCCACACACCUCCCUCUCAAAGGGGCCCCUCAUAAGAGCAGCGGCAGUGGCACCUACCGGCCCACAGAGUGGUACCAGCCACCGCCUCCUGCCUCUCCCCACAUGGACUCCCUCUCUUACGUGUCUCAGGAGCAGUUCGACUCUGGCAUCGGCUCCCUGGAGAGCCAGCUGUCCGAGAUGUGGCCCAGCCCCCCGGGCAGCCACAGCGCUCACCCCCACCACUGCAGGGGGCAGAGGCCCACCUACCCGCACCCUCUGGGCCCUGAGUCAAAUAGCUACAACUGCUACCAGCCCCAGGGCUACCACAAGUCCGUUGCGGGCUCUGGCACUGGCUUCUUGCCCUACAAACCAGAGGUGCCUUCCUCCUCUGCCAGGGCCCUCCCUCCCUCCCUGCCCGGAUACAGCCUGCCUGCUGACUCGAGGGCUUCUCUGGGGCAGGGACCCAAGUACUGGUCCGAGCCCUACCAGCCCACAGCCCCCAGGGAGGGGCUGAGGGGCCACCAGCUGCCCUACGACAAGGCCUCCUGCCAGUGGGCCGCAACAGACCACUUUGCCAAGGAGCGUGCCAACGUGCACACCCGCCUGUGCGGGAUCUUCCACCCUCACCUGGUGGACGUGGUCAUGAGCCGCUUCCCGCAGCUUCUCGACCCCCAGCAGCUCGCCGCCGAAAUCCUCACUUACAAGUCCCAAAACCCCGGGGUGUGAGGUGGUUGGGAGGAAAUCCUCUUCCUGUAUUGCAGGGGGUUGGACUAGAUGGCCCGUGGAGUCCCUUCCAACUUUUAUAAUUCUGCAGUUCCCCAGGGAAGGUCCUUCCCAAACACCAGUUGAAGCUUUGAGGCCUGAGCGGGCCAGUGAGUAAUUAGGAUGAGGAGGGACAACCUUUCCCUCCCCUUCAAGCAUUUGUUCAGAGGCAAGGCUUGUUCUUCACAUAAGAGCAAUGGCACGUCCGAGCAAGGGUGAAGUUGGCAAAAGGGGAUAACAGGCUCUCCCAUAACUGCUGUGAUUAAAAAAAAAAAAAUCUUCUGAUAACUGGAAGCCAUGAGAGCACUGCCUGUGCUCUGGCUGCCUUGCCUUCUCCCAGCUUUCAAAGGGGACCCACACUCCCCUGACCUCCAGACGUCCUCCAGCACUGUAGGAGGAGGCAUCUCUAGUUAUGGGGUGGAGAGUUCAGUGCUCGCUACUCCUCUAGCAGCUCAGUCUUGGUGACUGGCAAGUCCGAUGUUAACGGUUAUAGAUACUUUCGGUAAUGAAUAUAUAGCAAUUGCUCCUGGUUCCGGCUUAUAUAUUUUUUAAAAAAUAAAGUGUGUGAUUCACUUGCAGGCCAGGAGCAGUUGAUCUGUUGAUGCAUAUUGUAUCCCUCUGUAUACGUUAUGUAUUCUUCCGUGUGGUCCUUCUAGUGGUUGACGCUGAAGCCAUCCCAGGUGGCAGCUGGCAGAAGGGAGAGAGCACAGCACAAGACCCCCUGCCCCAUGAGUGGGCGCUGUGACCUGCUCCUUCCUUCUCCCACCUGCCAAAGGGAUGGGUCGGCCAGGCUAGCACUGUGUGCUGCAGUAGCCACCUGGACCCAGAAAACCCCGUAUGCCUGGUUAUAUUAUGAUACAUCACGGAACGGUGAUGUUUCAUGUUAGUAAGCAAAAUGCUUUUUAACUAUUGUUUGUAAUCUUAUAACUUUGCACAUUUUGUAAAUUACGUGAGAGUUUGGUUUUUAAUGGGAUGGGAUCCUGGAUGAUGCUGGUUUUCCUUCCUUCUGAGGUUGCUUUCCCAUAAUUGGGAGUGGGCUGUUUUAAAGUGCAUGGAACAGUAAAAACACUUUGGAAUGUCUUGUGAUCUUUCCUCUUCUUCUUCUUCUUCUUCCUCCUCCUCCUCCUCCUUCUUUUCUCUCUCUCUCUCUCUCUCUUUCUGAAGCAAUAACAACUGAUUGUGAUGCACAAAUAAAAGGCCCUAGUUGUUCACAUCA
Lacerta agilis (Sand lizard) is the source of this 3438-nucleotide messenger RNA. It is a transcript of the gene ZC3H12A, whose product is annotated as zinc finger CCCH-type containing 12A. Gene Ontology annotation, biological process: nuclear-transcribed mRNA catabolic process, RNase MRP-dependent; 3'-UTR-mediated mRNA destabilization. The record is from RefSeq and is a predicted model, not a curated record. Gene Ontology annotation, molecular function: RNA endonuclease activity; metal ion binding; mRNA binding. The coding region runs from base 183 to 2186 and encodes 667 amino acids. Gene Ontology annotation, cellular component: nucleus; cytoplasmic ribonucleoprotein granule. The transcript has 6 exons. NCBI's taxonomy places the organism in Eukaryota, Metazoa, Chordata, Lepidosauria, Squamata, Lacertidae.